AUGGCACCAGCCAGUGCCUCCGACCCUCCUGUACGCCGCCGCCGAACUCGCCGCGGUCGCCGCCCUCCACCAUCUUCAGCUCCUAGGGGCCGUCAGCCAGUAACUUCCCUACCGCCCUCGUCUAAUUCCACUCUCACACCUCACAUCACUGUUAUAUCGAGACCAACGGACGAGGACGAGACUUCCACCUGUGGAAGCGACAAAUCCGAAAAGCUUGUUCGCACCAACCCUUCGUACCUCGCAGAGACCGACACAGGACGUGAUCUUCAUCAUCCAAGCUCGCAGACAGACCAGGAAUCACGUCAGGCUACGUUUGCAGACAUGGCGCGUGUUGGGCUGGGCCCCCCUCGCGACUUCCGGCCUGAUCACAUGGCGUCCCAGGAGCCCGUUCCUUUACAUCACUAUAUGAAAUUCAAAAAGCCUCGCGGUCGCAGAGGAUAUUCACCGUUAGAGGAGGAGCUAGGAACUGCUCCACCUGACACAUCUCUCGUACUCGGUAACUGUCGUGUACUCAGCAGCAUGACCGAUGAAAAUUCAGAAACUCUGUACAAGACAGACACCUGCAAGGUGCAAAAUAAUGUCCAGCUCUUGCAAACGGCACAUCCCUUUGACGCGCUUGGUCAGCACUUCGCUCUUGUUAGGCAAGCAUUCGGUCGUGAGCUCCCAUCUGCUAGUCAUCUCCAUGAAAACGAGGGCCAGCGAGAUGGUGAAAUCCAGUUCACCAUCGAUGGAGGAGGCGACAUCCAGGCACAUGCUUGGUCUGCAGCCCAUUUGCAAUGGGUCAAUGUCGGUCUGUUCUCAUACCGGCGAAAGGCUAUCGAAGGUGCCCUUGGCGUGCGUCAGCUCAAAGGUCAGAAGAUUGGCAGCGUUAUGCCUCGCAAUCAAAUCGAGAUGUUCAUUGCUCUAGCCAAGCAGUUUGAGGAAGAGAGUUCGAUCGUUUCUCUAUCUCCAAGUGCUUUUGAGGCCUCCGCAUUGCGUACUCAGAAGCCAACUCCGGUAGCACUACCACUGCACUCACCUCGGCCACAAAGUGCUGUAAUCUCAUUCAACUCAAGCACUAAGCUCAACACACAAUUUGACCUAAGUGACCGUGACUCCAAACAAGCGGCUCCUCCAAAUGUGAAGUCAUUUGUCUCAUCGGCCAAUACACAUCUCGUGCCUUCGCUGCAGCGCACUGCGACUAAUACGACUGACGACAGAGAUUUAUUAAAAGAGACUUCUACAUUUCUAGCACCGCUCACUGAGUCCCAGUAUUCUUCGCCGACAGAUUCUCAUAACUACAGCCAACUUGAUCAACGCUUCUCGAUCGCGUCAACCGAGCCCACGGGCCUGGAAACGACUCGAUAUACAUAUAAUUCGUCUAGCUUUGUCCCGAGUCCAUCGCAAAGUUCAAAUGCGGGGGUGUUACCAGUCUUCAAACUGGAGCAAGAUCACCAGACUCAUCUGUGGCAUGAAGGAAAGCUCCAACUGCGACAGCAAGCCGGCGUCGAUGCUUCACGGGAACCAUACUACCGCGACAAGGACACUUCAAAUGAACUCGUCUCGCUGGAUCCAUUCCACAAACCCCUGACCCCAGGAUCUGGCAGGCUAGGAGUUCUUGCCCACCAAACGCAACAAGCACUGCAGCGUCGAGACAAGCCCGGCGAUGUCGCUAGACGGACGAAUUUAAAACGCGCGUCUCAAGCACCAGCGAUUCCGCAGAAGAUAAAAGAAGUGCGCUCCUGGGAUGAUAUUCUGAGCAAGCGUUUGGGAGAUAAUCGUCCAGAAGCACUUGCCACUACAGAUUCUCAGCAAACCAGUCCGGAUACAGAUCACGAACCUUCACAUCGCUCUAUCUCGACAAUUGGUCUCAGCGAGCCUGACGCUGAGUGGGAAGAGCGCCAGGUUCCAAUAUGGAAUACCUGGCAACCCAUUGACGACGACAUGGCCCUCUACGACUCACUAGCACCCCGUCGUCGUGGCCCAUUCUUUACCGCACCAAACGAUGAUCGUAACGAAGGCUAUUUUCACGGCAAAUUCGAAGAUCGUGUAGAUAUGUUGUGCAAUGAUGUCGAAGAUGCUCGAGAAGAACGCGUAGAGUACCUCCUCCAUAUUGCCCGCUCGAUUCGAGACAGGGAAGGGGUUCCACUAGGACGGGAAAAGGUCGAGGAACUCCUUUCGGACCCGCUGACCCACCUUAUGUGGUCCGUUAAGCUGAAUUUGACAGCACAAAUGGAGAUGCCCAUGGGGACGGGAGACUACUUUCAACGCGCGUUUGUGGAGCCAAAGCCUGAAUACAUUGAUAAGAGCACGAAUGGGGAUCGAAGCUUCUUUUCCGCGAAUUCCCCUGGCCUGGAUGAAGAAGUGACAUCUAAGGGCAGAGCGCCCAACCGGAGUAACUCGGGAAAAAUGCGGAAUACAAAAGCUACCUUCAGCCCUGUGGGUUCGCACCGGGGCGCGAGAACUUCGACGUAGGGCUCCUCCGAUAAUUGGCAGGAUUUCAAAGAAGGGGAUGCCACGUGGCAACGUAUGACCAAAAUUCUAACAGCAGGUUCGAAUUAAUAGCAAAGACCGUACGCAGAUUCGAUGGCAAGAUCAAGGCUGCGUCCAAUGAUGGAAUAGGAAUGUUUAACCUCAGUAUCCAGCAUAGAAGCUGGGGCACAGAACCAAUCAGCUUAGGCAAUACGAGAACAGUAUGGGGCAUAAUACCAGAC
Molecule: messenger RNA, 2693 nt
Organism: Verruconis gallopava
Lineage: Eukaryota; Fungi; Ascomycota; Dothideomycetes; Venturiales; Sympoventuriaceae
Exons: 4
Coding region: 1-2454 (817 amino acids)
Source: RefSeq, a predicted model, not a curated record